This is a messenger RNA of Staurois parvus, 408 nucleotides long. NCBI's taxonomy places the organism in Eukaryota, Metazoa, Chordata, Amphibia, Anura, Ranidae. The record is from the annotation of a GenBank genome assembly.
AUGAUUAUGCUGUUAACUUACACUAUAUUGUCAAAAGUAUUGGGACAUCCCUCCAUAUUAUUGGAUGCAGGUGUUCCAAUCCCCUCCAUGGACACAGGUGUAUACAAUCAAGCCCCUAGGCAUGCAGACGGCUUCUAGAAUCAUUUGUGAAAGAAUGGGUCGCUCUCAGGAGCUCAGUGACUCCAAGCGUGGUCCCGUGAUAGGUGGCCACCUGGGCAAUAAGUCCAUCCGUGACAUUUCCUGGCUACUAAAUAUUCCACGCUCAACUGUUAGUGGGAUUAUAACAAAGUAGAAGCAACUGGGAACAACAGCCACUCAGCCAUGAAGUGGUAGGCCACGUCACAUGACAGGGCGGGGUCAGCGCGCAUGCUGAAGCGCACAGUGCACAGAAAUUGCCAACUGUCUGCA